AUGACGACGACGACGAAAGUGGUGGCGUCGAACUCGCAAGGCGUGUGCGUCAUCCGAAUCGGCGACGAUGAGCCGCCGCCGAUGAAGGGCAUCGGCCGGCGUGCGAGUCGUCCGAAUCGCAAAUCCGCCAAAACGCUUUUCCAUCAGUUUGGUGUUCGCCGGUUCCCAUUGAACAGACGAAACUCGCUGAAUAGCGACUCGUACUAUCGCGAGCUCGAGAAGAUGCACGAGUCGGGCUUAUUCACGACCGGCGUCAAUUGCAACUCGGAAAAGAGCGAUGACUUUUUGAGUUUGAUCGAGAAAAUGCAAAGCAAUCGUCUCGAUGAUCAGAGAUGCGAAUUGCCCGAUCGGGUUGGUCUUUAA
This is a messenger RNA of Caenorhabditis bovis, 363 nucleotides long. The record is from the annotation of a GenBank genome assembly. Lineage: Eukaryota; Metazoa; Nematoda; Chromadorea; Rhabditida; Rhabditidae.